AUGGCUUUAGAAGCCACAAUGCUGCAAGAAAAUAUGGCUGUCGAAGCCAACAACUGUGAAAAUGGCAAAUUAUUGCCAAUGACUCAAAAAUUGGACUGCAUCUAUGAUGAAGAACCAUUAGGAUUUGAGAAAGAUCCUUCCAGUUCCAAUCAAAAGAUGCAGGCCCAAGAUCCUUUGGAAGAAAUAGAUAUUGGAGAUGGCUCUAUCAAAAGGCCAACGUACAUAAGUGCCAAUAUCCCAAAGGACUUGCGUGAUAAACUGGUCGAACUCCUUAAAGAGUUCAAAGAUUGUUUUGCUUGGGAUUACAAUGAAAUGCCAGGUCUAGACAGAAAUUUGGUCGAACAUAGAUUACCCAUUCGACCAGACAAGAAACCAGUUAAACAAUCACCAAGAAGAUUUGCACCAGAAAUCCUAUCUAAGAUCAAGGAGGAAAUUGAAAGGCUGCUGAGAAGCAAGUUCAUCCGGACUGCCAGGUAUGUCGAAUGGUUAGCAAAUAUAGUUCCUGUCAUUAAGAAAAAUGGUUCUCUUAGAAUAUGUAUAGAUUUUAGGGACUUAAAUAAUGCUACCCCUAAAGAUGAAUAUUCGAUGCCUGUAGCAGAAAUGUUAAUAGAUUCAGCAGCAGGUUUCGAAUAUCUUAGCAUGUUAGAUGGGUAUUCUGGAUAUAACCAAAUUUUUAUCGCUGAGGAAGAUGUGGCAAAAACAGCUUUUCGAUGCCCAGGGGCUUUGGGAGAUUUCCUUGGGUUUGUAGUGCAUAAAAAAGGCAUUGAGAUAAACCAAAACAAGACAAAAGCGAUUUUGGAGACUAACCCUCCAACAAACAAGAAGCAACUUCAAUCCUUGUUAGGAAAGAUCAACUUUCUGAGAAGAUUCAUUUCGAAUCUAAGUGGUAAAGCUCAAGCUUUUUCACCAUUGCUUCGACUCAAGAAAGAGGAUAUUUUUACUUGGGGGCAGGAUCAGCAAGAAGCAUUCGAUGCAAUCAAAAGAUACUUGUCUAAUCCUCCAACUCUGAUGCCACCAAUUAGAAAUAAGUUUAUGAAGUUGUAUAUUUCAGCAUCUGAUACCACAUUAGGUAGUAUGUUAGCCCAAGAGGACGAAAAUGGCGAAGAAAAGGCCAUUUAUUAUCUAAGUAGAGUCCUUAAUGAUGUUGAAACUAGAUAUAGUAGUAUUGAAAAGCUUUGUCUUUGUUUAUACUUUUGUUGUAUGAAAUUGAAGCAUUAUAUAAAGCCUAUUGAUGUUUAUGUUUAUUCUCAUUAUGAUGUUGUUAAACAUAUGUUGCUAAAACCAAUUUUACAUAGUCGAAUUGGGCGAUGGGCCUUGGCUCUUUCUGAAUAUUCACUUUCAUACAAACCUUUGAAAGUAAUUAAAGGCCAAAUAGUGGCUGACUUUAUUGUUGAUCAUUCAGCAAUCGAAUCACCUCAAAAUUACAUUGCUCUAGAACCAUGGAUUUUGUAUUUUGAUGGGUCUAAACAUCAACAUGGUACUGGAAUAAGUAUUUUGCUAAUUUCCCCACAAAAAAUUCCUACUAAGUUCAAAUACAGGAUUAAUGGUAUUUGUUCGAACAAUGAAGCUGAAUAUGAGGCUUUGAUAGCAGGAUUAGAAAUAUUAUUAAGCCUGGGGGCAAAAGACAUUAAAAUAAAAGGUGAUUCAGAACUAGUUUUGAAACAACUGACAAAAGAAUACAAAUGUAUCAAAGAGCAUUUGAUUCGUUAUUUUGUCAUAGCAAAUGCGUUACUAAAACGUUUCGAUUCGAUUGACAUAGAACAUGUUCCUCGAAUAGAAAAUCAAGAAGCAAAUGACCUAGCCCAGAUUGCUUCAGGAUACAAAGUGUCCAAAGAAAAGCUAGAACAAUUAAUAGAAAUCAAAGAAAAAUUGAUUUCUAAUGAGCCAAUGCAAUUGGAAUUGUCAAUGCCAAAACUUGUGGGGGCAGAGAUGUCACCAAAUGACAUAAAUAGCACUGACAAAGAAAUGAAUUAUGACGAAUUCCAAAUUUUUGUCAUUGACAAUUUAGUAGAUGGUGAUUGGAGAAAACCAAUUGUAGAAUAUUUGGAAAAUCCAAUCGGGAGUGCUCCUCGAAAGAUCAAAUAUAGGGCAUCAAAUUAUGUGAUCAUUGGUAAUGAAUUGUUUAAAAAGACCCUCGAAGGAGUACUGUUGAAAUGCCUUAGUGAGAAUGAGGCCUACAUAGCAAUAUCUGAUGUUCAUAGUGGGGCUUGCGGUUCUCACCAAUCCGGCCAUAAGAUGAAAUGGCUUUUAAUUCGACAAGGCAUGUACUGGCCAUCUAUGUUAAAAGAUUGCAUAGAUUUUGCUAAAGGUUGUCAAGAAUGUCAAAAACAUGCAGGAAUCCAACAUGUACCUGCAAGUGAAUUACAUUCGAUAAUAAAACCUUGGCCAUUUAGAGGUUGGGCAUUGGAUUUAAUUGGUGAAAUAAAACCAACAUCGUUUGGAAUUCCUGAAACCAUCACAACUGAUCAAGGUUCAGUGUUUACUGGUCGAAAGAUGCAAGAAUUCGCCAGGCAAACAGGGUUUAAACUUUUGACUUCGACACCUUAUUAUGCACAAGCAAAUGGUCAAGUAGAAGCUGCCAAUAAAAUUAUUAUUGGAUUAAUCAGAAAACAUAUUGCUCAAAAGCCAAGAAAUUGGAACAAGACUUUAAAUCAAGUCUUAUGGGCAUGUAGAAAUUCCCCUAAAGAAUCAACAAAUUCUACUCCAUUUCGAUUAACAUAUGGUCAUGAUGCCGUGUUACCAGUGGAAAUUUAUUUGCAAUCUAUCAGAAUUCAAAGGCAAAUGGAGAUACCAACUGAUCACUAUUGGAGUAUGAUGUUUGAUGAAUUGGUUGAUUUAGACGAAGAAAGGCUAAGAGCGCUUGAUACUUUAAGUAGACAAAAAGAAAGAGUAGCAAAGGCCUAUAAUAAGAAGGUUAAAUCAAAAACCUUUGAAGUGGGGAAUUUAGUUUGGAAAGUUAUUUUGCCUAUGGACAAAAAAGAUAGAAUGUUAGGCAAAUGGUCUCCAAAUUGGGAAGGACCUUUUAAAAUAAUACAAGUAUUUUCGAAUGGUGCAUAUGAAAUAGAAGAAUUGACUUCAGAAAAGCGAACAUUGAAUAUAAAUGGUAAGUAUUUGAAAAAAUAUAAACCAACGCUUUUAGAAGUUAAUAUUAGCACAGAAUAA
Molecule: messenger RNA, 3162 nt
Organism: Trifolium pratense (red clover)
Lineage: Eukaryota; Viridiplantae; Streptophyta; Magnoliopsida; Fabales; Fabaceae
Exons: 3
Coding region: 1-3162 (1053 amino acids)
Biological process (GO): DNA integration
Molecular function (GO): nucleic acid binding; RNA-DNA hybrid ribonuclease activity
Source: RefSeq, a predicted model, not a curated record